CACCCCACCCCUGAUAUUAACUAUUUCCUCUCGUCUCCCCUCCAGGCCCGGAUCAAGAAGAUCAUGCAGACGGAUGAGGAGAUUGGGAAGGUGGCCGCUGCCGUCCCUGUCAUUAUAUCCCGGGCGCUGGAGCUCUUCCUGGAGUCACUCCUCAGGAAGGCCUGUCAGGUGACACAGUCCAGAAAUGCCAAGACCAUGACCACCUCCCACCUGAAGCAGUGCAUAGAGCUGGAGCAGCAGUUCGACUUCCUCAAGGAUCUGGUGGCCUCGGUGCCUGACAUGCAGGGAGAUGUGGAGGAUAACCACGCUGAGGGCGAGAAGGUCUCCAGGAGGGGCCGGAAGCCGGGCAGUGGGCGGAAGAACGGCGGCACUGGCAGCAAAGGAAAGGACCCGAAGCAGUCAGGCACGGACUCCGAGCAGGAGGAGGAUUCUGAGGACAGCGAGAGUGAUGGGGAGGAGGAGACGUCCCAGUCCACGCCCCCCAGCCGCCCCACCACCCACUUCCCCAGCUCUCCGGCGCCAUAUUUGCACUUCACCUGCCCCCCACAGUCCACCAUGGCCAUGCCUGUCUCCGUGCCCCCGGCCCUGCCUGCCAUGAUGCCCUCUGCGCCAGCACCCCCCGCCCCAGCACAGGACGAGGAGGAGGAAGAUUAUGACUCGUAGCCCCGUUUCCUUUUAGUUUGUUUUAGUUGCUGCAUUCGGGGGGGAGGGGGUGGUUCUUAAAUUUAUUAAAAAAAGAGAGAAAAGCAUUUUACCUCCACGUGGUUUGUUUUUAUUGUGUCCCUGGGUUGGGCUCGAACCCCUGAUUCUCAGAGCCCAGAUCGCCUCGUCCCUCCCCACUGUGUCAUCCCUCUCUGUGGCGCCUUCCCCAACAGACAGAGUGUGACUGAGCCAACCCAGUGAUUAGCUGCAGGUGUCUCCAGAGAUGGGAAAUGGGGACAAAACAGCCACUCCAGCUUGUGAAACCUCCUCCCCUUUCAUUGUGACUUGAUUUCUCCCUCCUCAGCCCCAAGGAAUCAGGGUUUUUUUUCCCAGAGAGUGUAGGGCUAGCGCUUACAUUGGUGUUACGGGUGUGAUCCAGGCUUUGUGUAGGACAUUCAGUUCCAUUCCAGGCCUCGGUGUUGUCAGUCUGUCAGAUCACGGGGCUCUUUGGCGUUGGGUAAGAUUUUUUUCAGUGGUGCCCUCAGCUCUGCCCCCACCCAGCAACCAUGGUUCUUGGUGGGGGCGCUGAGCUCUAUUUUUCUUAGAAGCAGGAUAUUUGGUUCCAUCCCAGCCCUGGUUCGGUGUCCCCCUUUUCUCUGCUCCCAGCACUGCUCUCUCAGAUCCUGGGGUGGGGGCCUCUUUGUACUGGCUGGUCCUACAUCCAUUGGAGGAGGGAGGGACACAGUGAAUCUCACAAGCAGCUUCUCCCCUUGUCCCCCAUCACUGCAUGUGAAAUUCACUUGGAUCUGAUGAUUGGUUUGGGAUGACUCUGAAGUAGGGAGAUGUAAUUAGAGCGGGAGAAGGAGUCCCCCCACAUGAAAGGACUCAGUGUCUCUGGGCAUGUCUAUCCUGGGCUUAACUGUAUCUGCCACUGGAAGAUGGUCCUGUGGUUUCACCCAUCAGAAUCCCCAACACACACCCAGCUGCCUCAAUUUCACCCCCGGGAUGGGGGCGAGGAAUCUGUGAGCUAUGGGGCUUUUAAGCACUCUUUUUAAAAAUGAAUGUCCCAGGCGCUGUAUGUUCUCAAUCCUUCAUGCCAUUUGCAUGUCCCCCUCCAAGUGGGACUGGGAGCCAGCACUCUUGGGAAGGGAGUGGGAUCUAAUAAUUAGAGCAGAGAAGUGCUGGGAGCCAGGACUCCUGGGUUCUUUUCCCCUCUCCCUCCCUGUCCUUUCUGUCCCUGGAUAUUGAGUGGAUUCAAUCUCCAUUCUUUUCUUGCGGCUAAACCCCAGGGCUCCAUCACCCCACCCCUGUGCAGUGUAGUCCUAAGGUUCCUAAGAGGCAGGAAUUUCCACAGCGCCUUUUUACACGGAUCUGUCCUGUUGGGAAUGGGUUGUUUCCAUGUGGGGGGUGGGUCCUGGCAUCCCUUCAGGGCAGGGGUGCUUUAAGCUA
Molecule: messenger RNA, 2091 nt
Organism: Terrapene triunguis (Three-toed box turtle)
Lineage: Eukaryota; Metazoa; Chordata; Testudines; Emydidae
Gene: DRAP1
Product: DR1 associated protein 1
Exons: 6
Biological process (GO): transcription by RNA polymerase II; positive regulation of transcription by RNA polymerase II; negative regulation of transcription by RNA polymerase II
Cellular component (GO): negative cofactor 2 complex; nucleus
Molecular function (GO): core promoter sequence-specific DNA binding; transcription corepressor activity; protein heterodimerization activity
Source: RefSeq, a predicted model, not a curated record